Coregonus clupeaformis (lake whitefish) is the source of this 6160-nucleotide messenger RNA. RefSeq names its product leucine-rich repeat-containing protein 4B-like. Gene Ontology annotation, molecular function: protein binding. Bases 782 to 3037 code for a protein of 751 amino acids. NCBI's taxonomy places the organism in Eukaryota, Metazoa, Chordata, Actinopteri, Salmoniformes, Salmonidae. The record is from RefSeq and is a predicted model, not a curated record. The transcript has 3 exons. Gene Ontology annotation, cellular component: plasma membrane.
UUCAGCUGCAGACCUACGGAAUGUGCGUAAACUGUCUCUUAUGCUGGAGUGCAAAAAUACUCUGCCAAACGGGCGCCGUCUCGUUUGCUGCCUGCGCGUGUCUCCUAGGAUGAGAAGAUGCUUGGAUGCAUCCAUUACGGAUUUCGUUCUUAUUUGAACUGAAUAACGCUUUAACUAUGUUAAUGUACACGUUUAUUCACCCUCUUUGUGUCGUUUGUGGAUUCUGCUUAUGUUGAACGUGCUAUCGGUAUAUGAAGUCCCUUCGUUGCGUUGGUGCUGCGGAAGACAAGAGAGCCGAGCUAACAGCCGUGGAAGCGAGCUAAUUAAUUUAUAGAAGAGAAAAAGAGGGAUAGAUAAGGGGUUGAGGAACUGACGAGAGGAGAGGGAACGAAAGGAGAGAAAACGUCGACCUCACGGCCCAGCAAUUGAAACAGAAAGUGAGGAGCAUCUACCCUCCAUAGAGACACCCCUUUCAAGAGCUGAUUCACCAAACAUCUCCUUUGUUAUUUUAAUAAUUGUCAUGGGACAAUUAUUAAUUCCCUAAAAAGAUAUGCUGAAAAAUUGAAGGCAUUUCAUAUUUAAACUGACAUGAACAAAGUCAAUUGAGGAAAUAUAUAUGAUCAAUCAAGAGAACAUUUAAUAUCUAACAGUUCUUCAUGAUUUUUAAAACGACUUGAAAGAGAAUUGGUAAAAUGAACAUCAAAAUAACCACUUAAUUGUCUUGUAUUGGAGGUGAUUUAUCAACAUAUUAGAACUAAGGUUGGGUCAUGACUAAUUUGACAUGCAUGUUGUCAUGGUGACCAGCCCCUCCACCCCCUCCCCCCUCCUCUGGUUGGUCCAGCUUUUGCUGUGGCUUCACCACCAUGGACCUCAGCUGACAGAGGCCGUGCCCCCAUGUCCCAACCCCUGUAGCUGCUCCAAUCAGGCAAGCCGAGUCAUCUGUACAAGGAAGAGUUUAGAGGACGUACCGGACAGUAUUUCUGUGAACACAAGAUACCUCAACUUACAAGAGAACACGAUUCAGGUGAUAAAGUCAGACACGUUCAAGCACCUGCGGCAUUUGGAAAUACUGCAGCUCUCCAAGAACCACAUCCGACAAAUUGAGGUGGGCGCGUUCAAUGGCCUGCCAAACCUCAACACCCUGGAGCUCUUUGACAAUCGCCUCACGCUGGUACCGUCACAGGCCUUUGAGUACCUCAGCAAACUGCGGGAGCUCUGGCUACGGAACAACCCCAUCGAGACACUGCCAGCGUACGCCUUUCACCGCGUUCCCUCCCUGCGCCGGCUCGACCUGGGCGAACUCAGGAAGCUGGACUACAUCUCCGAGGCCGCCUUUGAGGGCCUGGUCAACUUGCGCUUCCUGAACCUGGGCAUGUGCGGCCUGAAGGACAUCCCCAACCUCACGCCCUUGGUGAGACUGGAGGAGCUGGAGCUGUCGGGAAACCAACUGGGGCUCGUCAGGCCGGGCUCCUUCCAGGGCCUGGUGUCGCUGCGCAAACUGUGGCUCAUGCACUCCAAGGUGACGGUCAUUGAGCGCAAUGCCUUCGACGACCUGAAGAACCUGGAGGAGCUCAACCUGUCCCACAACUCUCUGCAUUCGCUGCCCCACGACCUCUUCACUCCACUGCACCAGUUGGAGCGGGUGCACCUCAACCACAACCCCUGGGUGUGCAACUGCGAUGUCCUGUGGCUCAGCUGGUGGCUCAAGGAGACGGUGCCCAGUAACACCACAUGCUGCGCCCGCUGCCACGCGCCACCAGUCCUGAAGGGCCGGUACAUUGGUGAGCUGGACCAGAGCCACUUCACAUGCUACGCUCCCGUCAUCGUAGAGCCACCCACCGACCUCAAUGUCACAGAGGGCAUGGCCGCGGAGCUGAAGUGUCGCACUGGCACCUCCAUGACGUCUGUCAACUGGCUCACCCCAAAUGGCACCCUCAUGACCCACGGAUCGUACCGCGUCAGGAUCUCAGUCCUUCAUGACGGCACCCUGAAUUUCACCAACGUGACUGUGCAGGACACAGGCCAAUACACCUGCAUGGUGACCAACUCCGCCGGCAACACCACGGCGACUGCAGUGCUCAACGUGUCCUCCUCCGACUCCAGCAACCCCUACAGCUUCUUCACCACUGUCACUGUUGAAACUGUGGAAACAAACAAUGGUGAGGAUGCUGGGAGGCAGUACAUCAACGAAACCUACGUACCGCCAGAUUACCUGGGUCCCACUUUUUCAGGAGGGGUACUGGGUAAAGGCAGGGCUGGAUUCACCAUAUCUCCAUCUCGCUCUUCUCUCUCCUCUUUCUCCCCGCGAGCCACCAGAAAUACUGAAAAUACAGUCACAGUGUCGAUAAUGGACGUCACAAACAUCACUGGCCUGGACGACGUGAUGAAGACCACCAAGAUCAUCAUCGGCUGCUUUGUGGCCAUCACCUUCAUGGCAGCCGUGAUGCUGGUGGUCUUCUACAAGCUGAGGAAGCAGCACCAGCUGCACAAGCACCAUGGCCCCACCCGCGCCAUCGAGAUCAUCAACGUGGAAGACGAGAUUGGUGCCGGGGCCGGGAGCGGCAUCUCAGGGGGAUCGACCAUGCAAUCCGGGUGCGGAGGAGACGGAACAUUGAGAAUGCAUCACCCGGAAAUAGUCAACCUUCCCAACUUCGGGCGAUCAGAGCAUCUUAACCAUUACUACAAGGCCAAUCAUUUCAACAACAACGUGAUGGGUCUGAGCAUUGGGACAGGGGCAGGAGUCGGUACUCUAAGCAACAAGAACAAUCCGUCUCCACUUAACCAGCAAGGCCAGGAUAUCCCGAUCUCCUGUACACAGGUCCCAAUCUCCUCAGCCACUUUCCAGACCAUGUCUGGAAACGGCACCAACACCAACCCUCUUUCUGUUUCCCCACCUCUGCCAAUGUCCCUCCCCAUGCCCCCCAUGGGAUUACACGGAUCGAUCAAGGGUUUCAUGGUCCAGAACCAGAAUCCACAAAUGGAGCCUCUUCUGUUCAAGGGAAACUCAAAGGAAAACGUUCAAGAGACUCAAAUUUGAGAACAAAGAGUGAGGAGAGAGAGAGAGAGAGAGAGAGUGCAAGGGAAAGACAGAGAGGGGAUUGAUGGCUGGUUUACGCACUGAAUGAUUAGACACUACAGUGCAUUAACAUUACACCAAGAGAGAGGAUAGACUGACACCGCAAUACACAAACACAUAGACUGGUCAGCUAAAGUGUACUGAGCCAAGGAUUACCACAAUGGGCCACUUGUGUUUGGAGUAACGGUCACGGCAAUGGAGUUAAAAAUCGAACAUCGCUACAAUGUAAAUCUGUGCCAAAGCAAAUGUUUCUUGCAGUUUCUACGAGUUGUAUUCACAUAGAAUAAGUAACCUUUCCAAGUACUGUUGCUCAAUCCCCUAAGUCUUUGUUGGCAAGUCAGUCAAGACUUAAGACAUGCACAGCACUUACCACAUUGACGUUUGAGUUAUGAGACAUUACAGGAAAAAAUACUAGACAUUUCUCUUUUACAGAAAACACUUGCGAAAGACUCUCUGAUAUAAACUCAAUAGUCUCCCUUGAGGCCGUAGGUAGGCAGAAAUUGAAGGACAAAAGGUACAGUACAGUACAAAUUACUGUGAAAAUUCACAAAUUCUAUAAGUAUAUUUUCAUUUGAAUAUGUAACAUUGCAGAUUCCAAUGCAGAGAUAUUUUGGAGGAUGUAUGAGCUGUAAUAGUUUGUUUUGUGAAUAAUCAGGGGUGGUGAUUGUGAAGGUUGAUUAUACGAUACAUAUGUUUUGAGUUUGGCUACUUCUCCAAAACAUAAGGGCUCAAUUGCAACACUCAUUGUGAUUCUAUGAAUUUGGCUUCCAUGAAUAUUGGAAAAUCGUAGGAGAGGUCCCACAGUUUUCUGUUUGACAAGCUUUUGUCUGUGUUUCACUCCCUCUGCAGUGAUGAUAACUGGACAAUUCUGUUCUUGUUUGUUUUGAGAGUAUAUUCCAUAUAUUCCAGCAGGCUACUUGAUUAUUAAAAUGAGCUUCAGGUGCCAGCAUGUGUCAUCAGCAAAUUUAGGUGAAAUAACAAAACACAUCAACAGUGAGCUAAUAUCUUGCAAAGAAUUGUAUGGGCAACGGGAAAUGUUGACAAAGUGUAAAACAACAGAUCAGUGGCAAGAUAUUUGCUAUAAGUGGGGAAUUUGAUAUGAACUCCUUUCUCAUGGUGACCAUUUUGAUGCCACAUAAUACUGUCAAAAGGGUGAUUAAAUGCCUGUCUUUGAAAUGGCAUUCAGUCGGUGGAUUCAACCACCAUCUUUGGUUUAGUGUAACAGAAAUGUAUGAUAAUAGUAUUUGGUUGUAUGACAAUUCUACAAACCACCUUUUUACAGUGUACCUUUCAUGUGUUAAUACCAUUUAAAGCUUUGUGCAUUUAAACUGUCGUCAAUUAUUUUUUGCUUAGUUUGAUAUAAUGUGUACAAUUGUCUAGCCAUGUGUCAUUCACAUAAAUAAAUAAAUACAUAAAUCAUAUAUCGAGGUCUUGGAGGUCAAUGGAAACCAAUUGAAACAUGCAGUAGUAGGCUACAUUUUUCAAUAUAGGUUGAACCUAUAUGGUAUACGAUUCACCCAUUAGUCAUCUUGGUAACCAUAGUAUGAUGUCUGUUCUCUUAAUAUCUCAUGACAGGCUUUUAGUCAUUCUUAUGAGAGAGUUACAUUGGCAUUAAAAGGCUGCUUAAAGUGACACAGAAUCCAGUUUGUCUCCUGAAAAAGCUUCCGCUUCACUUCUUAACUCCGAGAAAAUGUGAAAAUGGUUGUUGCAAUUGAGAGCCAACUGAACACGCCAACCACAUUCAAGUGAAAGACCGAUUGUUGCAGCUGAGAUUAGACGUAUGUGUAAGUGUAAUCCUACACACAGUAAGUAGUAUUUUUGUAUAUGGAGGUGAUCUUGCACCAACAUGGUGCUCUAUGUAAUUUGUUAACCACUAAACAUUCGCUUUUGCUGCACCCCUCUCCUCGCAGUGCUGCAUACAUUUUCAGAGCUGUUGCCUUGAGUGUGUUGAGUGGGGAUUCUUCUGAUCUACUAGUUACUCCUGUAAUGAGUGCACCACUAGAAACAAAGGUACAUGUUUUGGGGAAAUAAUGAUAACAUUAAUAAUAAUAUGAUAAAUUCUGAUAGAAUAUAUGAUUGUAUCUGUUGUAUUAGACAUUUACAUAGGGCUUUCAGUUAGUUUGAUCAGUAUUAAUAUAUGAAAACAACAUGCAAAACUAUAGUCAACAACAGGUCACUUUAUAUGUUGCUCAUAGUCUUUCUGAGAUUAAACAGGCAAAGCGCUUGCCCAACCAAGGAAUUAUUAGGGAGUUGUAAAGCAACAUAUAACUAUUAGGGAGUUGUAAAGCAACAUAUCACUUUUUGUGAGCACAGUUCAACUGUUUCCCUACUGAGACGCUACUAGAAUAUAAAUGAAGACUAAAAACUCCAACAUAUGGCUGCACUGUCACAUUUCAAAGAGCAUAUUAAAUACCUCUGAGUAUGCAACAUGAGAGUAAACCACAGUAACAUAACUAGAAAGUCCUUUCUUGGAAUUAUAAUAUUUGGCACAAUGUUUGAUGAUCAACAUCACUAUUGUAGACAUGUUACUUUCAUACCAUUGGAGAAACUAUGUCUAUUAUUUAAGCUAUAUUACUAUUUAUACAUUUAGUAUUAUUGUUAUUAUUAUUAUUAUUAUUAUUAUUAUUAUUAUUAUUAUUAUUAUUAUUAUUGUUGUUAUUAUAAGGACCAUGUUACACCCUGAAAUUAAUGGUGUAGUAAAUGUCUACACAACUGGAAUAUGAUGGAAGAAAUGCACAACAGGAAGUACUAUACAGUCACUACUAAACCAUGCCCCGAGUAACAACACCAGUAGAGAACACAUGAACUAUGUCAUCUUUACUCUACUUUACAGAAGAAGAUGAUGAUGGCCUCUUGCAACAGAUGGAAUACUGAGUGUGUCAUUUGUCAACCCUCCCACAGUAAUGGAAUACUGUACUGUAAACCACAAACUGACUUUUUGGUACGAGAUUCCAUUUGAUAAACAGAACGAGAAACUGAACUAUGUUGUUGUUUGGAAAGCUUUUUAAUGAAGUGAAAGAAAUGAAGUUAAGCUAUAGGAUUUCUUUAAAUGCGAAAUAAUAAAAAGCAUCAUUUUUGUGUUCA